AUGCCUCUGAAGACAAUUCUGGUGACGGGCUGCUCCGCGGGGGGCAUCGGCGCUGCCAUCUGCGGUGCGCUGGCCACGCGCGGCCACCACGUCUUCGUGACCGCGCGGGACACAUCCAAGGUUCCGGAAAGCCUGUCCGCCCUAUCCAAUGUCACUGUCCUCAGACUCGACGUCUGCUGGACCGAGUCGGUCAGCGAGACGGCCAAGCUCGUCGCCGAGAGUGGCCGCGGCCUCGAUGUGCUCGUCAACAAUGCCGGCGCCGGCUACGCCAUGCCGUUGCUCGACGUCGACAUUGAGCGUGCUCAGAGGCUCUACGACCUCAACGUCUGGGGCCCCAUCCGCGCGGUACAAGCCUUCUCCAAGCUUCUGAUUGCCAGUCGGGGCCGUGUCGUCAACAUAAGUACCGUUGGAGCAGUUGUGAACACUCCGUGGAUAGGUACAUAUGCCUCGUCCAAAGCCGCCUUGACAAACUUGUCCGAGACUCUGCGCCUGGAGCUGUCUCCUUUGGGUGUCACGGUCGUCGCGAUCAUGUGCGGCACCAUAAACAGCCUAUUCCACAAUAACGACCCAGACUUCCACCUGCCGCCAACUUCCUUGUACAUGCCAAUCGAGAAGACGAUUGCCGGCUGGGCAAGCGCCGAGCUGAAGCCAAAGGGCAUACCGGCUGAGCAGUUUGCCGAGAUGCUGGUCGAAGAUAUGGGCGGGAGCGGGACGGCCGGACUGGUCUGGAAGGGACCGAAUUCUAGUGGGAUCAAGUUCGUGUCGCAGUUCCUGCCCCAGUUCUUGGCAGAUUUUGUGGUGAGCUAUACGCAGGGCUUGAAAGAACUCAAAGGGCACAGGGCUGGAUAG
Anthostomella pinea is the source of this 849-nucleotide messenger RNA. The record is from the annotation of a GenBank genome assembly. Lineage: Eukaryota; Fungi; Ascomycota; Sordariomycetes; Xylariales; Xylariaceae.